Hibiscus syriacus is the source of this 950-nucleotide messenger RNA. RefSeq names its product ADP-ribosylation factor 1-like. NCBI's taxonomy places the organism in Eukaryota, Viridiplantae, Streptophyta, Magnoliopsida, Malvales, Malvaceae. Gene Ontology annotation, biological process: intracellular protein transport; vesicle-mediated transport. The record is from RefSeq and is a predicted model, not a curated record. Bases 159 to 704 code for a protein of 181 amino acids. Gene Ontology annotation, molecular function: GTP binding; GTPase activity. Gene Ontology annotation, cellular component: cytoplasm. The transcript is spliced from 7 exons.
UCUGUUUUGGAUUUAUAAGUAGAAUGACCAAUCUCCAAAUACGCGUAAAUUCACUGGAAGACAGCUCCUUCGAUUUUGGGAGAGAGGUGUAGAUCUUCGCUCCUCUCCUUUGAUCGGCUUCGCGUAAUAAUCGAUCUCGUUUCUCUCAGACGUGAAAAAUGGGGCUGUCUUUCGGGAAGUUAUUCAGCCGGCUUUUCGCAAAGAAAGAGAUGCGCAUACUGAUGGUUGGACUUGAUGCCGCUGGUAAAACAACAAUUCUCUACAAGCUUAAGCUGGGAGAGAUUGUCACUACCAUUCCCACCAUAGGUUUCAAUGUUGAGACUGUGGAAUACAAGAACAUCAGUUUCACUGUUUGGGAUGUUGGUGGCCAGGACAAGAUCCGACCAUUGUGGAGGCAUUACUUCCAAAACACACAAGGACUUAUUUUUGUGGUUGAUAGCAAUGAUCGUGAUCGUGUGGUUGAAGCUAGAGAUGAGUUGCACAGGAUGUUGAAUGAGGAUGAGUUGAGGGAUGCUGUGCUGCUAGUUUUUGCAAACAAGCAAGAUCUUCCAAAUGCUAUGAAUGCUGCUGAGAUUACUGACAAGCUUGGUCUGCAUUCUCUUCGCCAGCGCCACUGGUACAUCCAGAGCACGUGCGCCACUUCCGGUGAAGGACUGUAUGAGGGGCUGGACUGGCUCUCCAACAACAUUGGAAACAAGGCAUAGACGGCAUAAUCGGGUUGUCAGUCUCACUAAUUCAAGCCCCUUUUUGAGUUAUAUGGAUGUCUACCCCUGUUUUUCUUAAGUGUUUUGGUUUUAUAUUCUCGCAAAACAUUGCUAUUUUUUUCUUUUAGUACAAGAAGAAUUGUUUUUUCCCUUGUGGUAUUAUCUUUAGAUAUUGCUGCCAAAAAAGAAGGUUAGGAGUUAGGACCACACUUUCCUUGGGGAAAUUGGUUGUUACCUCGUUUCAUU